Erigeron canadensis is the source of this 544-nucleotide messenger RNA. RefSeq lists its product as uncharacterized. The transcript is spliced from 3 exons. Lineage: Eukaryota; Viridiplantae; Streptophyta; Magnoliopsida; Asterales; Asteraceae. The record is from RefSeq and is a predicted model, not a curated record. The coding region runs from base 106 to 375 and encodes 89 amino acids.
GAGAAAAAGACAACCAAAAUAGGAUAAAGAAAGAAACAAAAAACAAUAUCAAAAAACUUACUCGUAUUGUUAUCUGGGAGCUCUGUGUUAAUUCUUUUUACAAAGAUGGCAACGGAAAAUAUCAAGCUAUCUACUGCUAAACCUGCAGCGACCGAUUCGUGUAGAAAGAAGAAGUCCGAUGAUGCAACUUUCCUAGAGGAUGUUAAGGAUCACAUUAACGAGUUCGUUAAUGCUUCCAUGGAAGAACACAAGAACUGCUUCAAAAAGUCCAUUUCAAAGAUGUUUGGAAUGUCUAAGAUUGUGGCGGAAAGAGAAGCUGCUGAAAAGAAGGAAGUUGAGAGCACAUUACCCCUUCGUACAGUUGUUACCGAUUAGAAUGUUAACCGUAAUGGCCUAAUUACUCGAUGUUUGUUAUAUUUCUGUUGGUUUACGUAAUGCAUGAUGUGCAGAGUUAAUGAUAAGGGAAAAUUCUAGUAUAAAACGUAAUUUGCAGUUGUCGUGUGUAUGACUGCAUUUUUAAUUAGCCUAUCAGCAUAUUUUUCAA